UUCUGGGCUUCUUCUAUUUUGUUCCUUUCACAUCGAUCUUCUCAUCGAAAAGGAUAAUGGGAGGCGGGAAGGACAAGCACAAGCAUGAUGGUUCAGACCAACAUGACAAGGGAUUUCUUUCAAAUAUUGCACAUGGACUUGCUGGCCAGCACUCUGGUUAUCCUCCACAAGGUCACCAACCGCAUGGCUAUCCACCACAGGGCUACCCUCCAGCACCUGGUGGUUAUCCUCAACAAGGAUACCCUCCACAGGGAUAUCCCCCACAGGGGGGGUAUCCCCCACAAGGAUACCCACCUGCAGGAUAUCCCCCUCACUCCCAAGGGCAUGGAUCUCAUGGAGGAUCACUGCUAGCUGGGGGUGCUGCUGCGGCGGCCGCCGCCUAUGGAGUUCAUCACUUGACACAUGGUUCUUCUCAUCAUGGGGGCCACAAUCCAUAUGGCCAUGAUCCAUAUGCCCAUCAUGGGGGUCAUGGGGGAUAUAGUGCAUAUGGUCAUCAUGGUGGGAAGUUCAAGCAUCAUGGUGGCAAGUUCAAACAUCAUGGAAAAUUCAAGCAUGGGAAGCAUGGCAAGCAUGGAAUGUUCGGCGGUGGCAAGUUUAAGAAGUGGAAGUGAAAAUUCCAAUAUGAUCUUUAUCUUAACUACUUGACUUUCUUGUGUGCUCUUUAAUUUCAAAAUCUAUAGGAGUCUCUGACUACUUGAAUGGCCUCCAUUUCAUAGCCUUGGUGUGUUUGGUUUGCUACAGUUGUAUUUAAAGCUUGAAAUAUUUGAAGUUACAUGCACUAUGAUUUAUAUGAUUAAAUGCAGAUGUGUUCUUGUGUUCUA
This is a messenger RNA of Dendrobium catenatum, 821 nucleotides long. Its product is annotated as glycine-rich protein A3. The record is from RefSeq and is a predicted model, not a curated record. The coding region runs from base 57 to 611 and encodes 184 amino acids. Lineage: Eukaryota; Viridiplantae; Streptophyta; Magnoliopsida; Asparagales; Orchidaceae. The transcript is spliced from 3 exons.